UUGACGAAUCUUGAGGAGCUGCGGUGGUUCCAGCAUCGGUGGCUAGAUAAGCACGGCCGCAAUAGCAGCCUCAAGGCCACGCGUCAGCAGCUAGCACUGAUGAGACGUUGGUUCGACUCGCUGGACGCAGACGGAUCUGGUGAGGUCGGACUGGACGAGCUCGAGGACCCGCUCGUGUCGGUCGGGCUGGCGUGCAGUCGUGACGACGUCCAGCAUCUGAUCGAGGAAGUCGACCUCAACGGCACAGGCGGCGUCACAUUCGACGCCUUCUUGAAUCUGCUCUACCCGGAGCGAGCCAAGCGCGAGCGAAGUCGAAGGUUUCCCCCGCCACUUCACACACCCAAGCAUCGACCUCCAGCUCGUCCCGAUGCCUCGUCGAAAGCCUCUGGGGUGAGUCCCAAGGCGAGAAACUCUGGAAAGACCGUUGUCGUGAACCCUGUUGCGCGGUUGUUCGAGGACCUGCAAGCAGGGAAGCUUGUUGGGUCUUCCGUGUUGCAGGCUCUUGAGGCAUCCAGGCAAGAACCCUCGACGGACGAUACGUACGACUGGCGCAGAACACAUUUCGACCUUCAAUUACCUUCGCUGUUUCCAUGA
Messenger RNA from Phytophthora sojae, 594 nucleotides. RefSeq lists its product as hypothetical. The record is from RefSeq and is a predicted model, not a curated record. Gene Ontology annotation, molecular function: calcium ion binding. The annotation marks the transcript as partial. NCBI's taxonomy places the organism in Eukaryota, Oomycota, Peronosporomycetes, Peronosporales, Peronosporaceae. The transcript has 2 exons.